CUUAGCUAGCAGCCUCACCUAUUAGUCACUUCUGUUCAGGAAUAACAAAAUGAACGACAGAAAAAAUGAUUUUAUUUUGUUUUCCGCUCGAUGCGCAGUUGCGUUUUAAGGAAAAGAUGGAGACCGUCCAAUUGAUUUUAGUAUUUUAGCUGUUAAGCGUUUUGCUGAGUCCAUUUUGCGUAUAACUGGAAGUGGAAAAGACAAAGAGAAAAGAGCUUUCCAAUAGCUAGAAUGGUUUGGGCCUAAAAAGAAGACAAGAGCAACAUGAACCGUGAGGACCGGAAUGUGCUCCGAAUGAAAGAAAGAGAAAGGAGAAAUCAAGAAAUCCAGCAGGGAGGAGGAGAGGCCUUUCCAGCGAAUUCCCCUCUCUUUCCUGAACCCUACAAAGUGUCCAGCAAGGAAGAUAAACUGUCCAGCCGUAUUCAGAGCAUGCUGGGCAAUUACGACGAGAUGAAAGAGCCGAUCAGUGACACACUUCCAAAGCUCGGCGGUAAACCUUCUAACAGCUCGUCUUCCUCUGAGGAGAAAUCCGUCCCACCUUUGUUUGGCGGGGACCAGCGUGGCGUCGGUAGUGGUGGCAGCAGCCAGAGCAGUAAGUGGACUCCUGUCGGCCCCGCAGCAGGUGGAUCUUCAUCCCAGUCCCAGAAACGCUCAGGACUCGGCAGCCAGAGGAGCACCGGAGGCAGUAGCGGCAGCAGCAGCAGUAGCCAAAGACACGGAGGGGAGGUGCGGGAAAAGAAGUCAAGUAAACACAGUGGAGGAUCAGAGCACUCAAAGUCACACACGUCGAGUCCGGCCAAGGGCUCCCUGAGUUCCUCCAGCAGCAACAGCCACUUGCGGAGCUCCUUGUCUGCCGAGCAGCAUCACAGCAAGGAGCGCUACCGCUCCAAGUCCCCAAGAGACAGAGAGGCCAAUUGGGACUCGCCCUCGCGGGUUCACACCUCCUUCCCCAGCGGACAGCACUCGAGUCAGGCCUUUCCCCUGUCUCUCAUGUCCAAACCCGGCUCCAUGCUGCAGAAGCCCACAGCGUAUGUGCGGCCUAUGGACGGCCAGGAAACGGCAGAACCCAAGAGCUCACAAGCAGAAAGCUACAGUGGACAGUCACACAGCAGCACCAUGGGAGAGAUGAAGUCCAACACCAAGGCCUCACUUUCCAAACUCAAGAUCCCCUCACAGCCUGUAGAGGGAUCCGGUGACGCCAACUGUGUCGAUGAGAUUCUGAAGGAAAUGACUCAGUCGUGGCCCCCUCCACUGACAGCCAUCCACACCCCCUGCAAAACUGAGCCCUCCAAGUUUCCAUUCCCCACCAAGGACUCUCACCCUUUUCCAAGUGGACACAAGCGAGGCAGUUCUUCCAAGAGCUCCAGCAGCCACCAGCCCAAAGCUUGCGAUGACCAGCCAACUAUGCUGGAAGAUGACCUGAAGCUGAGCAGCAGUGAGGAUAGUGAUGGAGAACAGGACUCAGCUAAGAAUGCCUCAAGGAACACAUCAGCAAGCAAUAACAGCGAAGGAGCAGAGCAGUCGAGGGAUGACUCAAGCAGCCACAGCGGCUCAGAGAGCAGCUCGGGCUCGGACAGCGAGAGCGAAAGCAGCACGACAGACAGCGAAGCCAAUGAGCACCCACGGCCCGCCUCUCCUGAACCUGAACAACCCAUGGCCAACAAGUGGCAGCUGGACAACUGGUUCAAGAAGGCCAAGCAGUUCUCACCAGCCUCACCAGUGGACAAUAAUGUUCCAACGAAGUGUAAGAAAGAGGGCAGAGACAACAGCUCAGGACGCGGCUAUGGUAGCCAGGGAGGGGGGUCAAAAGACUCAACGGCACCCACCCCAAGCAGGGACUUACGGGCGGCGCAAAAAGGCGCAGAGGGUGGCCGUGGUCGGCAAAAAUCCCCUGCCCAAAGUGAGGGGGGCACAAACCCGCGAAGGAGUGUGGGUAAAAAACAGCCUAAAAAGUCUGAGAAGCCCCCAGUGGUGGAGGAACCAAAGGGAGGUCUGAGAGUGGAGAGUGAGCCGGCUCCGGAGAUCCCUCCUCAUCGGCCCAAAGCGGCGACUAAGGGUUCCCGCAAACCAAACAUCAAAAAAGAGCCUAAAUCCUCCCCGAGGCCCACUGCAGCUGCUGUCACCACUGCAGAUAAACGCAAGGCCAAGGCGGCCACCAAGACUUCCCAGAAGUCCCGUGAGUUUGUUGAUACGGACUCUUCGUCCUCAGACUCUGAGGGAAAUGACAGCAUCCCGUCUUCGUCGCAGACACCCAAGUACCCAGAGAGUAUCAGGACCCCCGUGUGUGUGUUUUCUCCCAUGGAAGAGAAGGAGCUGCUGUCUCCACUGAGUGACCCAGAGGAGCGUUACACUGCGAGGCAGCCUCAGCAGCAGGUUCUACUAGUGAAGAUAGAUCUCAGCUUGCUGUCUAGGAUCCCAGGGCGGCCCUACAAGGAGACUGCAGAGAUAAAAGUGGAGAGGGAUGACUCUCUUGACAGGGACAGCAAAGACUUCAGCAAGCAGAGCUCUGAGAAGAGUUCUAGCAAGGCCAAGAGAAAACACAAGAACGACGAAGAGGGCGCCAAGCCAGAGAGCAAGCGGUGCAAGCUGGAGGAGAAGUCCCUCUCUCAUCACAAAAGCAGCAGUAAAGAGUCUAAGAGGUCUUUGGAGAAGAAAGAGGAGCCAGUGCCCUCUCCCUCUAUGUCAGGUCUUCAGCGGACGCCCAAGGCAGAGCAUCCGAGUCGAAAGAGGACAGUCAGCCAGUCCUCCACCUCUUUGUCCAGCGGGACAGGGAGCGGGAAGGAGGGAAGCCACAGCACCAAGGGCAACUCCACCUCCAAACACAGAAAAGGAGAGGACAAGGGGCGCAGCACACGCGAUGGCAAGGAGAAAUCCUCAAAGGGCUGUGAUAACCAGCUGGCUGUUCCUCCGCUCUCCACGGACGGCUCCAAGUCUCAGAGAUCCAAGCUGGUGUUUGAGGACAGGGUCCAUUCAGCAGAUCACUACUUACAGGAGGCCAAGAAACUUAAACACAAUGCAGAUGCACUGCUGGACCGGUUUGAGAAGGCAGUUUACUACCUGGACGCUGUGGUGUCUUUCAUUGAAUGUGGUAAUGCCCUGGAGAAGAGCGCCCAAGAGGCCAAGUCUCCCUUCCCCAUGUAUGCUGAAACAGUGGAGCUUAUCAAAUACACUAUGAAGUUAAAAAGCUACAUGGCCCCAGACGCUACUUCAGCAGACAAGAGGCUAGCUGUGCUUUGCCUACGAUGCCAGUCUCUCCUCUACCUGCGGUUAUUCAAGCUGAGGAAGGACAGUGCACUAAAAUACUCCAAAACACUCACCGAACACUUAAAGAAUUCUCUCAGUAACACCCAGGCUCCCUCUCCUGGAAUGGGAAACAAGGCAGCAGGUAUGCCCUCCCCAGUGUCUCCCAAACUGUCACCAGGCACGGCCGUUGGCUACUCGUCAGUCAGCAGCAGCAGCAGCGCCAGCUCGUCCGUGACCAUCCCUCAGCGUAUCCACCAGAUGGCCGCCAGCUACGUCCAGGUCACCUCCAACUUCCUGUACGCCACCGAGGUCUGGGACCAGGCUGAGCAACUAUCCAAGGAGCAGAAGGGUAAACUACAUCAAAAACUUGACUUCUUCCUGGAGUUGGACAAAGUGAUGGGUCCUCUGAUCUUCAACACCAGCAGCAUGACAGAACUGGUGCGUUACACACGGCAGGGCCUCCACUGGCUGCGCCUGGACGCAAAGCUUAUUCCCUAGCGAGGACACAAUGCUCACACACACACACACACACACACACACACACACACCUCAGCCACUUGUGUUCAGCAACAUGUGCUCAAAGACACACAAGCAUGCCCUCAUGGACACACACGCACACAUUUAUGUACUGUAUGAACACACACACACACGAUGAACUUCUCAGACAUAUCUCCAACACUGUGUCCAUUUCCUACACCAGCUUGCCAAAAACACUGAGCAAUUUAGAGCAUCUCACACCGUUGACAGCACCACACAAGGAGAAGCAUCGAAACUGCAGCACAGGAACAAAAAGAGCUUAUCGCCACGCUUCAUAUAUAGGCAUUCUUACAAAAUGAAUACGCUUAAAAAUGGGGUUUGGUUUUAAGGCUACUUUGGCUUUUAACUUUUUAUUUGAUUUUGUUUCACCAAAGUACCUCCCAUGAACACCAAAGGUGCUUUAAAAUGAAGGUUUCUCUUUAUCAUUUUUGUGCCUUGUAUGUGAGCUACAGGAAAACAAACAGCCACCCGUCAUAUCUGAAUACAUGGUUUUUAUUUUCCCGCUUUUUGCUAAAACUCAUUCUAUGCCUUUUUAAACAUUUAGCAGUUAAUGGAAACUGGCAGCAAUUAUGUUGGUCUUAGUCGAGUCCUGUUCGAGCAUUUGGCAUUUUAAAGCAAAGAUGGUGUUGGUCACAAAGUAAGAUACUUUACACCAUCUGAUUAUGUGCGAAAGGUCAAUCUUGGAGCAUGCCCACAAGAUUUUAUGGACUGUAGGAAGGGCUACUGUGCACAGCAGAUUAAUACUUCUGAAACACACAUAUUUAUAAACGUUCUCCUCAUUGACAGGUGGAUUAGUUUUUAACAUUUUCAUUUUAUUUUUCACCAUCAUGAACUUUUUAUACCCUGCUAGACAGUCAAAUUCAGUUUGGUUUGAUGUAAGGAGCAGCAUGGCCCCUAGGGGCCGCUAGCAGGGGCUUUUGGACUCUUGCCUUAUGAAAAUUGAUCACGUCAACGUUCUCUCCAAGAGAUCUGCUGUCUUUGAAGCUCCAGAUUACAAGUCUCCUCCUGUGAAAUGUUUUUACGCUCGUAGCGACAUUGUUCAUUGAGAAAUUUCCUCGAGGGUGAGUCACUUCCAGACAGUGUUAUUCAUUUUUUGAUCCCCAUGUUUGCUCAGAGUGUAUUUUUCUAAGGAACAGCAGGGAGUGUCUUAAGUAUUGAAAUCAUUUCCAUGUACACAAUGCAGUUAUUUACAUUGCAGUUUAUACAAACUGGGCCUGAGUGACCACUAAUUUGGCACAGCAAAAGCAAUUUGAUCUGAAUGGAAUGAUGUUUUUUUAGAGUCAUCAGUGAUGCAGAUUAGCAGUGUUGCAUUUAUAGAGCAAAGAGUUUUAAAUCUAUGAUUAUAUAUUUCAAAAAUAUAACGGCCAUUAUAGAUUUUAUUUAUGUACCAAGCAGUUUUUUUUUUAUUGUUGUUUUUUUUGUCUUCUGGCCAAGCAGAAGUAUAACUUUUCAAAUGCAUACUUGUAAAACAGGGUUGAACAAGGGUUAUAAGAUGCAAAGUAUUUGUACAUGUAAUUCCUCCUAUUUAAAUUUAAAAUCGUAUCAUUCUUGUAUUAGACGACGGUAGAUAAGAAAUGCAUCAGCUAGUUGUUGUUAGCGUGGUACAGCAGACGGGGUGAAGACGACAGGUUGUCAUCAAGGGAAUUUGAAUAGUGGUGGUUUUGAAUGAAGACCGUUAACGUUACACCCAAGAUUUCAGUUGACUUUUGGGUUUUGCUAAUAGUCAGUGGCAUGAAGGACUGUCCUUUUCUUGUGCUUUUUUUAAGCCCACUUCCUACUAAAACAUGCUGGAAAUAUUAAAGCCUGGGCCAAAUAGUAUUCAUUGAAACUCUUACUGGUUGGUUUAUUUUAGUUAAUGGCAGAUGAGGGAUUGGAUAAGAAGAUCUGCUCAGUCUGUAACUUUAUGGUAAUUUCUUCCACUUUCAAACAUGAAUUUGGUGUAUUUCCUGAGUGGACGCCUCAUCUUACAUUUUUUUUUCCAUGUCAAGAGAAAAGCAAAUCUGAAGAAUUACUAUUUGGACCAGGUUUAACCUUUUUUUGUCAUGCUUUGUCUCUUCUUUCCUUCACUGGCUCCCUGGCCUUUACUGUAGGAGGGGAUACUGUUAUUUCCUCUUGCACUUGAAAAAGAGAAAGUCAGAGGAGGUAUUAUUUUAAUCUAUGCAGGAUUUUUACUAAAAAGGAUCUGUUUCUGUGGAAAAAAAAAUUCAUUUUUAGGCUUGGGAUUUUUUUCCCCUCUUCUUUUUUCCGCCUCAGUGAGAAACCUGUUGAACUCAAGUGUCCAAUGCCUUUAGCUUUUGCAAUUUUGUGUAAUGGUUUAGUAUAUAUGUGUAUAUAGAUCUGUUUUUAUAACCAAACACAGAUGGCUUGAGCCAUUUUGUACUUAAAGCUGGAGGCCACUUUUCUCAUAGGAAUUCCUCUGUGGGUUUUGCCAGCCCAGUCAAUGUCUUCAUACACUGGUACACUUUGUAAGUACAGGUCUGCGCCUUGUGUUCCCUACACUAUCUUGUAGUCAAAUGUACAAAAUUUAGCAUUAGAAUAAUUUUUAACAGUUUGCUACUCACACUUAUUUAUUUUUCUGCCCCUUUGCUCAAUGUUUUUUUCUAUUUUGCCAUUUUAUGAAAUAGGAAGAUGUAAAUGUAUUGGGGUUGUUCAUGAUGAGAUUUCAUUGUAAGUAGUAAUUAAUAUUAAUUCUAACUUGAAAGAAUCCAGGGUAAGAUGACUUUUUUUGACAUUCAGUAGGAAGAUGUUAACACUUGCAUGUUUCUAUUUAAAUACAAAUGUAUAAAUUGUAAAUAUAACAUUUCUUUAAGGGUGAAUUUCUACUACAGGUUGACAUUUUUAUUAAAAUUUAAAAAUGCUGUAAAUACAUUUGUGAGAUACUUUAUGCACAUUUUUUUUUCUCUGUGGGCUUUUGUGUUCUUCUUCUUCCGAGCUGUUGCAGAUGACAUCCCAGUCUCUUAACACUGUAUAUCAAAUUGAUUUCUCAGUCCUUUUUCUUACCGUGCUCGUAUUCUUUGUCUUCUGCUUCACCGUCUCUCAGUAUCAUGGUCGCCACAUAAUCAUUAAUGUCUCUAGAUCCAAGUGCGAAUAUUUUGUCUUCUCUGUAUUUGAUAUGGAGGCGUGUACUUUUCAUGAAAUGUAUAUUGUUGAUCUCACGAGAUGGAUGGAUGGAUGGUGUGUACAGUCUGUUAUGUGGAACCACGUCUGUUUUCGUCCUCAUGAGAGAGAUGUAUUUACUAUUUGUCCCUUUUGAACAAUUGGUCCAACAUGUCUUUUGAAACAGAGGUAUUUCUCUACAGGUCAAAACAGUUGUAGCAGUUUAUACAGUAUGUUGUAUAACACCUUUUUCUAAAAGUCGUCUCUAAAGUGAGACCAGCAGCAUACACUAUGUACAAUAGACUAAAUUGGAUUAGUUUUAAGAGAACUGAUGAUAGAGAUACUAUAUAUGAUGGAUGCAAUAUGAUUAAAGGUACUCAUUGAGUUUGGUCUUCAAACUUAGGUUAUGUAAUUUAAAAGCAUUCUUGUGAAGUGAGUAUUAAUUGUGACUAAUGAGAGUCUGUCCUGAAUAUUCUUUGUAUUUUGCCGUAUUGAGAAUAAAAUAUAUAUGGAUAUGUUUAA
Molecule: messenger RNA, 7398 nt
Organism: Chelmon rostratus (copperband butterflyfish)
Lineage: Eukaryota; Metazoa; Chordata; Actinopteri; Chaetodontiformes; Chaetodontidae
Gene: aff4
Product: AF4/FMR2 family, member 4
Exons: 21
Coding region: 265-3741 (1158 amino acids)
Biological process (GO): regulation of gene expression
Cellular component (GO): super elongation complex; nucleus
Source: RefSeq, a predicted model, not a curated record